This is a messenger RNA of Ostertagia ostertagi, 885 nucleotides long. NCBI's taxonomy places the organism in Eukaryota, Metazoa, Nematoda, Chromadorea, Rhabditida, Trichostrongylidae. The record is from the annotation of a GenBank genome assembly.
AUGAUUUUACGGCAAUGUUUAAUGCUGGUAAUAUUCUCAUCAUCGAUCUUGUCAAUAGAAUUGAACAUAGAGAAUGAAACAGAGUUCUGGAGCGAUAUUUUAAGCUACGCUGAUAGUGUUGGUGUUCGAAGGACGGUAUUGGCAUCGCUUCUUCAAGCAAAUCCAGAUGUUAUCAACUCCGCAGAAACGGUAGCUGCCAGUGCGCAUCCCAUUUCAUCAGUUGAAACGGUUGAAAACAAUGGUAACCACUCGGAAGAUCACAAAACCUAUGGGCAUGGUGUCAAAGUCGCUUCGUUCAAGUUCGAUUAUGUCAAGGAACCGCUAGUGCUCACAAUCUUCAUCAUAGUAAUUGGGAUCUUCAAGUUAGGAUAUCAUCACACACGUUUCAUUCAGAAAAUCAUACCAGAGUCCUGCUGUCUAAUUGUUGUUGGCGUUUUUCUGGGGCUUAUUUUCAUCAGCGACGACACUCAUGAAUCAGUGAAAUUUCUGGAAUUCAACUCGAAAACAUUUUUCUUUUUUCUUCUGCCACCAAUUAUUCUCGAAUCCGCCUAUUCGCUUCGUGAUCGAGCAUUUCUUGAAAACUUUGGGACAAUAGUCUUGUAUGCAGUCGUGGGUACUGUAUUGAACAUCGUUCUACUUGGCGGAAGUCUGAUUGCUCUGUCGGAUUUGGGAAUGAUGAAAGGUUUCCGAAUUGAUGCACUUGACUGCCUUGUAUUUGCUUCCUUGAUCGCCGCCGUCGACCCAGUGGCGGUACUGGCGAUAUUUCAAGAAGUUGGUGUGAACAAGAUGCUAUAUUUUAUGGUUUUCGGAGAAUCCUUACUGAAUGACGCUGUAACUAUAGUCUGUUAUAAUCUAGUAAUCGAAUUCAAGGAGCUCGAAGAAAUA